Molecule: messenger RNA, 1644 nt
Organism: Saprolegnia parasitica CBS 223.65
Lineage: Eukaryota; Oomycota; Saprolegniomycetes; Saprolegniales; Saprolegniaceae
Exons: 6
Source: RefSeq, a predicted model, not a curated record
AUGGUCGCAGGCACGCAACCGACCCAGUCGCGCUUCGACGCGCAACGCGGCACAUGCCUCACGCCGGCGUGGGUCACAGCGACUGCUGCCAAGCACAACCUCGACCCGUCAGCGCGCGACGCGCAGAACCGCCGCAAGAACCCAUUGCUGCAGCCAGGCAUGAAAAUACCCCGCUUCACGCUCAAAGACGCCCGCAUGGACAUCGCCAACAUCUUUGGGUCGUGUAUGUUACCCGGCGAGAUCAUCCGCGGUCUCGGCGAGACGGUGCACCCAAAUGGGUCGCAAGCCUUUCCUGGUGUCGUCAACGGAACCGUGGUCAUUGAGCGCAAUGACUGGCAGUCCCACGACCUCUCGCGCGUCGUCUUGAUCAUCUUGCUGCAGGAAGUGGUCGGGUACGGUGUCUCGCUGUUUGAGACGGGGGGUGGUCUCCACUGCGCCCAGCGCAUGUCGGGCCAAGGUCUUGGCCGCUGCACGCCGACGCACAUCAACCCCGAGGUCUGGACAAGCGGCAAGCUCAGUACGCUCAACGUGUACGCCAACGAGACGGCGCCGACGACCAACGGCUACAACGGCGUAGGCGGUCUGUACACACUCACCGACAACGUCAAAGAAGCGCUCAAGGGGCCUUUAUCGACCAAAGGCAACUUUUCCAAGCCGUACUCGAUCGACUUUUGGCGCGACUAUAAUACGAGCGAACAAGUCAUCAACUACUUUGGCUAUGCCAACGCUGUCAACCGAAGCCAAAUCUCCAAGACAAGCGCGUGCGCAAACGACUUUUUUGGCUGCAUGAACGGCUGCUCCAAGUCCUACGCGUGCACGCUGGCCGAGCGGGACGGCAAACCGUGUAUGCUGGUUGCGAUGAUGGUCGCGACGUAUGACCCGGGGUACUUUCAAGCGCUCAUGGCCAACAACCACAUUCCCGCGUACUUUUGCUUUGGCGGCUACACGGGCAUGCUCGACUACGUCAUCAACGUCAUGAACAGCGGCGGGUCCGUGGUCUUUUACGAGUUUGAGCCCGAUAUUCUCUUCUACCAAUACCCGGGCAAGUUUACGCGUAUCGCGUUUCCCCGCUCGGAUCCCGCCAACGUGGCGCUUGCGACGGGCUCGUUUGGUGAGAAAGGCUACGGCAACGAGACCACCAACCCGCUCAGCACCGACUACCCGACGAUCCCGCUCAUGCGCUACAUGUCCAAAGUCGUCACGACUGACACGUUUCUCAACUCGUUCCUCACACGCAUGCAGCUCGCCCCGCUCGACAUCAACAACAUCUUUGCCGACUACGUGACAUUCUCGUCCAACGCCACGAUCGCCGACCCGGUUUUCGACGCUGCUUGCAAGUGGGUCCAGAACAGCUACCUCACGUGGAGCAACUGGGUCGACGCGCUGCCUCUCUGCACGAUGCAGUCCAACAUUCAGUACACCUUUAACGGCUGCAACGCGUCGACGCGGGUCGUGACGUUUGCGUGGAACACGCCCCACCCCUCAAACGCGUCACUGCCGUACGACUGCGAGGGCGGUAUCGUGGUCGUGCCCCCGUCGUACGCCACGAGUAAGUCGUGCGACUGGCUCAGCGCCAACACCAAGACGUGGAUGAACUGGAUGAGCAGUCCACCGAUCUGCGACGCGUCGUUUUACAACUACACG